This is a messenger RNA of Myxocyprinus asiaticus (Chinese sucker), 3903 nucleotides long. Its product is annotated as annexin A2-like. The transcript has 13 exons. Lineage: Eukaryota; Metazoa; Chordata; Actinopteri; Cypriniformes; Catostomidae. Gene Ontology annotation, cellular component: cytoplasm. Gene Ontology annotation, molecular function: calcium ion binding; calcium-dependent phospholipid binding. The record is from RefSeq and is a predicted model, not a curated record. The coding region runs from base 329 to 1309 and encodes 326 amino acids.
AGCUACUGUUUUGCUCGAGCCAUUUUGUGCCUUAUGCUGCCAGUCGACUCUGAGAACUUCUCGUGUUGCUUGUAUUGUAGUUAAGAAAAUAAUUUCAGACUUAAGAAUCAAGAGGCUUAGUUAACAUAAGGAACAUCAUUCCAAUAUUAUUCUUUAACAACAAUUUAAAACAUAGAAUUCAGGUUUAGAGAGCAGGAUUAGGGUACUAAAAUAAAUUGAAACCCAAUCUCAACUGUGACCGAGGUACCAGCACAGACGUUUCCACAAAAGACUUUCAAUAGGAAUCUUAAUACAGCUGAUUAACUUUUUCAUUAAUGAAGGUGUUACCAUGAGUGCAGAAGAUAAAUCAAAAGAAGCACUUGCAUAUACGUCCGAGACAAUGUGGUGGGGCACCCUUGGGUCCAUUCGCCCAUAUCCAAAUUUCCGUCCCGAGAAAGAUGUGUCUCACCUUCAAGCAGCUCUGGACAAGAAAGAUUUGAACACCCUUGUGGGAAUAAUAACCAAUCGCAGUAAUGCUCAAAGACAAUCUCUGGCCCGAGUCUACAAGACUUUAACACAAAAGGAACUGGAUGCAAGUCUAAAGAAGGCUCUGUCCGGUGAUUUGCAGUCUCUGAUAUUAGGUCUGAUGAUGACACCAGAGCGGUUUGAAGCCCAUCGCUUGCACAAGGCCAUGGAGGGUGCUGGUACAAAUGAAGACACUCUUUUGGAGAUUUUGUGUACAAGGACACCGCAGCAGCUCUCUGACAUCAAGGCUGCAUACAAUCUAGAGUAUAAGCGGGAUUUGGAGAAAGACUUGAUCAGUGAAACUAGUGGAGAUUUUUCAAAGCUCAUCGUGGCUUUGUUGAAGAAAGAGAAUGGGUCAGGAGUUAUAAACCAAGAUGUAAUGGCUCUAUCUGAGGAGCUCAAAAACAAGAAACCUGCUGCUGAAAUUUGGAUCAGCAUACUCACCACAAGACACCCAGACCAUCUUAACACUGUGCUGAGUAAACUGGAGUUUGAGAAAGGCCAGACAAUGGAUGAAGCUUUAGAGGGACACUUUAAAGGAGCUCUUUCUGGAGACCUGAAAAAGGGCUUAAAGACACUAGUACGAUGUAUACAGAAUCAACAUCUAUACUUGGCCCAGCGGAUCCAAACUAUGAAAGGACCGGUGGUUCAGGGUGUGAUGGUGUCUCACAGUGAGGAAGAUCUGCUGAGAGUUAGAGUGGCAUACCUUCAAUCAACAGGGACCUCACUGUACACUACCUUACAGAAGCAGUUUAAAGGUGAACUCCAGCAGGCUUUGUUGGCUAUAUGUCGUGCCGAAGAUUAGCAACACAUCAAUAGUGCAAAUAUGUGGAAAAGGGUUGUGUAUAUUAUAGAUUAUGAUCUUCUAAGUAAAUACAAUGAGAGCACAUUUCCUCCAUGUAAAUAACUGUUAAAAACAGGUUUUGAUUCAGAAAAUCUGAAAAUAAAAUGUUUCUGAGCAUUGUAGUACUGCCCUUUAUGAAUCACUUAGAAUCUCUGGUUUCUUAUUUGCCUAUAAGCAUUUUAAGAGGACAAGCAGAAUUUAUAAGAGAACCUCUGAUAUAGCCUAUAUAUAUAUAUAUAUAUAUAUAUAUAUAUAUAUAUAUAUACAGAUUUUGUAUCAAAUAAUGUACAGAUUUUGCUCUUAUGGAAAGAAAUUGGUACUUUUAUUCACCAAAGUGGCAUUCAACUGAUCACAAUGUAUAGUCAGGACAUUAAUAACGUGAAAAAUUACUAUUACAAUUUGAAAAAAAAAUUACUUUAAAGAGUUCUCAUCAAAAAUUUACAGCUUUGCAGAUCCUUGGCAUUCUAGCUGUCAGUUUGUCCAGAUACUCAGGUGACGUUUCACCCCACGCUUCCUUUAGCACUUGCCAUAGAUGUGGCUGUCUUUUCGGGCACUUCUCACGCACCUUACAGUCUAGCUGAUCCCACAAAAGCUCAGAGGGAUUAAGAUCCAUAACACUCUUUUCCAAUUAUCUGUUGUCCAAUGUCUGUGUUUCUUUGCCCACUCUAACCUUUUCUUUUUGUUUUUCUGUUUCAAAAGUGGCUUUUUCUUUGCAAUUCUUCCCAUAAGGCCUGCACCCCUGAGUCUUCUCUUUACUGUUGUACAUGAAACUAGUGUUGAGCGGGUAGAAUUCAAUGAAGCUGUCAGCUGAUGACCUAAUAUUGACCUUAAGACAUGCCAGUCUAUUGCAUACUGUGGCAACUCAAAAACAAACACAAAGACAAUGUUAAGCUUCAUUUAAUGAACCAAAUAGCUUUCAACUGUGUUUGAUAUAAUGACAAGUGAUGUUUUACUACCAAAUUAGCAAUUUAGCAUGAUUACUCAAGGAUAAGGUGUUGGAGUGAUGGCUGCUGGAAAUGGGACCUGUCUAGAUUUGAUCAAAAAUGACAUUUUUCAAAUAGUGAUGGUGCUGUUUUUUACAUCAGUAAUGUCCUGACUAUACUUUGUGAUCAGCUGAAUGCUAUGGGAUCAAAAUCCCAUCAAAUGUAUUGUGAUCACGGAUCCAAAAAUAAUAAGCGUGAAUCAAAAUAAUAGGUGGAGAUAAAAAAUUACAACAAUAAGCGCAAAAAUAAAUAAAAUGUGCAAAUCAAAAUAAUACGCGCAGAUCAAAAAAUUACAAGCAUGAAUCAAAAAUAUAUAAACACAUUUAAAAUAUGCUGCAAAAAAAAAGAAAGAAAGAAAAAAAGAAAAGAAAAGAAAAAUUAAAGCAAAGUCAUCAGAAUUGCAAACAAAAUCAUGUUUUCCUUGGUUAUAUUAAUGUUUUUUUUUUUUUUUUUGCUCUCUGACAAUUUUGCUCACAUUUUUUUUUCUUUUUUAUUCGCUUACGCUGUAUUUUUCUUUGCUUUUGUUUCCAAGUCCUGUGCUUGGUUUUCCAAAACUUGUGAGUGAAGUUUCAUUUAAAUCAGGGGGCGUUUUGCAUCCCUGUUGAUCCACUAGUUCUUGAUCAACAGCUCUUCCUCUAGCCAGUCAUUCUAAGAGGAGAGGUGAAGUCACUCCAAUGCAACUCUGACGGCUGCUGCUCGAUAUUAUAUUAUUUGUGGUUGAUAGAUACACUGCUUGUGUCUGUUUUGAGUAUUUUCUGCCAGCUCUAGGAAACAAUGUGUUGUCUGAGUAGGCCAUUAUCAUAGUCCGUUAACACGUGUAUCAUGUUCUUACUAGCUGUACCAAUGUAGUCACGAGUUCAGAACCCAACUUGAUCUGCUUUUCCAUAAAAUAAAAUCCAGAUCCCAACACCAAGGCCUAUUACAAUACUGAUGAAUAUAGAAAUGCUUACAUAUAAUUGGACUUUUUUUUAUUAUUCUUAUGUCAAAAAUCUAAAAGGUGCGCAUUAUUGCUGACACCUACAUGCACACUUUGAAGUUGCUUGUAUGACUGUAAGUAAUUUGCUUCAAAUGUUACUGAAGUUGUAUAUUCUAUGUUAUGGAAAUGUUUGUAAAUGUUUUGGAUAUGUAUGUUCCAAUGUUGCCUGUAUUAGAGACGGUCCCUAAAUUUGCGACUAUUUGUGAAUAAAGAACGUCCAACCUCAAGCCAACUUUACUGCAUUAUUUAUUGACGUGGGUACACUUGGUCACUUGUUUCUUAUUUCGCUACAGUAUCGUGGAAAAAGAAACUACAUGUAGCUGUACCAAAGAUGCCAAUGUAGGAUCAGUACAUAAUGGCACAUUCAGCAACAUGGAAAAGCGGAUCAAGUUGGGUUCUGAACUCAUGACUACAUUGGUACAGCUAGUAAAAACAUGUAUCAAACAUCCACACCAACCCAGCCUUGUUUUUUUUUUUUUUUAGAUAUGCAGCCAAUAACCUACAAACAAGGAAGUCUUAAAUAAUGCCUAAACUAAAACUCUGCUAACUAAAUUCAUCUGACUCGAUACACGUGUUAACGGACUAUGAUAAUGGCC